This is a messenger RNA of Brenthis ino (lesser marbled fritillary), 291 nucleotides long. NCBI's taxonomy places the organism in Eukaryota, Metazoa, Arthropoda, Insecta, Lepidoptera, Nymphalidae. The record is from the annotation of a GenBank genome assembly.
AUGGAAAAAAUUCCAGACCAACUCGGAUUCUUGAUACUAACUGAGGACGGCGCAGUCCUAGAAUCCGGUGGUGAGCUCGAAAACGACGAACGUGUUGCAACAAUUGUAACUGAUUUAAUCAGUUUAUCUAAUAGUAUCGAUCCAGUUGCAUUUGGACCAGAAGAAAAAUUUAAGAAGAUAUCAAUAUCAUAUGAUGAUCAUUGGUUUGUUAUCUGCAUAUCUAAUAAAAAAAUAUAUGUUGUAAAGAGAAGCAUACAGAUAUCAUCUUCUGAAAGUAUAGCUGUCAAUGCU